Molecule: messenger RNA, 1090 nt
Organism: Bactrocera dorsalis (oriental fruit fly)
Lineage: Eukaryota; Metazoa; Arthropoda; Insecta; Diptera; Tephritidae
Product: protein KTI12 homolog
Exons: 3
Coding region: 47-934 (295 amino acids)
Source: RefSeq, a predicted model, not a curated record
GUGUUUUAUAAAUAUAAAGUUAGAUAAUUUUUUAAUACGCUUAACUAUGCCUAUGAUAGUCAUAUCCGGUUUACCGUCCAGUGGUAAAACAACUCGUGCUAAAGAGUUGCAAAAGUUUUUCUCUGAUAAAGGCAAAAAGGUGCACUUCAUCUCAGAGAAUAUUUCGAUAGCCAAUGCAGGUUUUGCGAAAAAUGAAUAUUUCGCAGAUUCACAAAAGGAAAAACAAGUGCGUAGCGAUAUUAAGUCCGAAGCGCUACGAUUGCUUAAUAAAGACGACGUAGUCGUCGUGGAUGCGGGCAAUUACAUUAAAGGCUAUCGCUAUGAGCUUUUCUGUGCAACAAAAGCUGCACGCAGUACGCAAUGUACACUCUUCUGCGGCAUACAAGAGGCACGUGCCUGGGAGUUCAAUCAGCAACGAACAGGUGAAGAUGUGGUGCCAAACGGUACUAACAAUAUAACAGACAACUCUAAUGUGCCUUAUACGCGUGAAAUUUUCGAUGCGCUAUGUAUGCGUUUUGAAGAGCCACACGGCAAUUGUCGUUGGGAUAGUCCACUAUUUGUAGUGUUUCCAGACGAUACACUUGAACUUGAAGCCAUCCAUGAUGCGCUGUAUGAAUCAAAACCAUUACCGCCGAAUCAAAGCACGCAGAAUCCGCCACUAAGUGCUACGAAUUACCUCUUUGAGCUGGACAAGUUAACGCAACAAAUUAUAGCGGACGUGUUGGCAGCGCGUAAAAUCGGUAAUACAGGUCCCGUGCCGGUCAAAAGUAGUCAGGUGAAAGUGGAAGUGCCAGCGGGCGUAAAUGCUAUACAGCUUAAUCGUUUGCGUAGACAAUUUCUCAACUAUACCAAAUUGCACCACGCCACCACAAGCACUUUGGAUAAAGUGCCGCAAUUAUUCGUGCAAUUCCUCAAUUCUAAUUGUAAUGAAUAGCGUAUGAUUUAAAUAAAUCAUAAAACUUGUAUUGUGUAUAGGAAGUGUGACAUUUAGUAAUUUACAGCACGGUUACGCAAAUUUUUUGUUUACAUUAUGAUUUUAUAUAAUCAUUUUGACAAACCUACAUUAAAAAUAAAAACAAAUACGUUUUUU